AUGAAUAUAAAGAUCUGGGAUAUAACAACUGGUGAUAAUCCUAGAACUUUUGCCUCUCAUAAAAAACGUAUUACAGAUAUUGCAAUGAUUGAAAAAGGUCGAAAUUUUGUUUCUUCAUCAUUAGAUGGAACUAUCAAGUUGUGGGAUUGCGGGUCAGGAUCAAACUUCUGUACAUUAAAAAGGAAAGAAAGCUUAAAUGAUGGAGUUACAUCUGUUCAUAUUACCGAAAAGGUUAAAGAAACCGCUGGUACAGAGACAAGCUCUAGAUAUCCAGAAGAAUUUGGGACAGAGAAUAAAAUUUUAUUAGCUGGUCAUAUCUCGGGUGUUAUAUCUGGUUUUGACUUAUGCACAAAGCAAGAAUUAUUUUCGGUACCUUCAAUGGGUGGCUCUGUGGAAAGUAUAUCAGGUGUUCACGAUCAAUCAUGUCAUCUUAUUGUCGGUUAUUCCGAUGGAGUAGUUGCCAAAUGGGAUAUUUCUGAUAUUUCCAAACCUUUAAAGAAGUUUAGAAUACCCGGUAAAAAUGUUAUUAAUAUGUCACUCGAUAAUAGUAUAGGAUUGAUAUCGAAUGAACUUAGUGUUUUUCAAAUUGAUAAUAAUUUGGAACAGAUCACUUUAGCAAAAGAUGAUGAUCAAAUAUCUGGCUUGAAAGUUGGGGAAAAACUCUACAUCAAUACAAAUUUUGGAGAUAUAUUUGUUUAUAGUAAAUGA
Hansenula ciferrii is the source of this 708-nucleotide messenger RNA. RefSeq names its product Rpn14p (gene RPN14). The coding region runs from base 1 to 708 and encodes 235 amino acids. NCBI's taxonomy places the organism in Eukaryota, Fungi, Ascomycota, Saccharomycetes, Phaffomycetales, Wickerhamomycetaceae. Gene Ontology annotation, molecular function: protein binding. The transcript has a single exon. The record is from RefSeq and is a predicted model, not a curated record.